AUGGCUAAAAGUAGGGGUGUUUAUUUGGAUUAUUUGAUAUCGGGUCAGGUGAUCAUUGAAGAAGAUGUAGUUACUAAUACGACCAAGUUCAAGUAUUUAGGUUCCAUUAUCCAGAGUAAUGGGGAGAUUGAUGGAGAUGUAACACACCAUAUACGAGUGGGUUGGCUUAAAUGGCGAGCGGCCACCGAAGUGUUAUGUGAUAAGAAGUUCCCGACUAAGCUGAAAGGUAAUUUCUACAAAGUUUCCAUUAGGCCAGCAUUAUUGUAUGGGUCAGAGUUGUGGCUCGUAAAGAAGAUCCACGAACAAAAGAUGGAAGUAGCAAAGAUAUGA
Amaranthus tricolor (Joseph's coat) is the source of this 330-nucleotide messenger RNA. RefSeq lists its product as uncharacterized. Bases 1 to 330 code for a protein of 109 amino acids. Lineage: Eukaryota; Viridiplantae; Streptophyta; Magnoliopsida; Caryophyllales; Amaranthaceae. The record is from RefSeq and is a predicted model, not a curated record. The transcript has 2 exons.